AUGCCUCUAGUGAUAGUUGCGUGUGAAUCAAAGCCAACACAUGAGGACCCAUAUAUAUCCAUCAACGACGCUGCUGAUGCUGCUGACAGUGACCCUCACGCUGCGCUUCGGCUCAUCACAUCUUGGGAGAGGCAGCAAGAACAGCUGACAACGAUGUUGAAGACUCUAUUGUACUUUAGCGUAGCUCCUGUUUGGCGAAUCAUAGUUCUCACUGACUCCCGUACCACCUUUGAUAAAGUACUCGGCCUCACCAGCCUCUUCCCUCAGGAGCAACGAGAACGGCUGCGACUCGAACACCAACACCAGUGGUACCCAAAAUAUAAUUCCAAUAUCUCAGCUAACUGGCGGCCAUGUGCUUGGGCGAAGCAGUUCCUCGCCGAAGCCCUGCCGAACGAAGAGGCUGUUGUGUACGUAGACACGGAUCUGGUGUUUCUCGGUCCGCCGGAGGAAAUAUGGGGCCUAUUCGAGGUCAUGGACGCACAACAGGUGGUUGCUCUCUCCCCAGAACCCAAGUAUAGCGUGGAAACUCCAAGGAGGAAAUACGCUGGAAGAACGGGACUUAACACGGGCGUGAUGGUGGCUAAUCUAACGCGCCAGAGAUCACUCCUUGGAGGUGGCCUGGGCACUGCCUUGCUGAAUUCGGGACUCCUGAACCAUGCCUACCGCCAUGACCAGGAUGUUCUUAACCACUUUCUCAUGGAUAAACCGCACUUGUUUAAGGAAGUCUCGGCACGCUGGAAUUUCAUGAUAUCCUCGUGCCACACAGCUGCUCCGCCAUGCCCGGAUUGCAAACGAUUGGGGGUCUUGAUCUUACAUGGAGCUGAUGUCUCUUUCUACAGGCUCCUUGAAGGACUGUUCCUGGUCACCUACGGUGUGCUCAGCCAGCUCUCCUUGACAGAACCCCCAGCCAACGUACUAGCCAGACUGCGUUCCAGAUUGGCUGAGCUGGAGACGAUGAAAAUCACUGAUACUGCUUGUGCUAAUAUGACAAUGCUCGCCCAUUCCUUCACGUUAGGUCUUACUCGUCUCGCUGCUAGAGACAGAGCAUUCCUAAAACGUAUGGAAGCAGGACAGGAACAUGUUAAACCUGUAAAUCAGAUGAUGAACUUGUUACUCUUAAUAACUGUGUGA
This is a messenger RNA of Penaeus vannamei (Pacific white shrimp), 1131 nucleotides long. RefSeq names its product glucoside xylosyltransferase 1-like. Gene Ontology annotation, molecular function: UDP-xylosyltransferase activity. Gene Ontology annotation, biological process: protein O-linked glycosylation via N-acetylgalactosamine. NCBI's taxonomy places the organism in Eukaryota, Metazoa, Arthropoda, Malacostraca, Decapoda, Penaeidae. The record is from RefSeq and is a predicted model, not a curated record.